AAAUGUAAUUCUUGUUUAAAAUUAAAAUCGUAUAAAUAACUUAUCACCUGCAGUUUAUAUUCAUAUAACUUGAAAACUGCAUUUCUGGUUAAUGACAGGUAUUCCAAAACAUUACCGAAAAUAAUGGACGAUUGUUAGUGUGAAAAAGAAAAGCAUGACCAACAGCAGAAACAAUGCCUGGCUCAUGGAAAUCAAUUCCAAAUUCCAGAGAGUUGAUUCACUGCAGUCUACUUUAAAUUUUCAAUGUUAAGUUGUAAAUCUGGUGUCAGGAAGCUGAGAAGGAUCAGAAAGAUCAAUUUCCUAGGAUAUCAUAGACCCUUUCACUGUGUUUGUCCUUUUUUUUUGUUGUUGUUGUUGUGGAGAGAAUGAUUGUUACAGCAAAGGUGGAUUUCUUCUUUUAUGAUCUCCUCAUCCCAUCCCUGUCCAAAGUCCCUGAGUGCUUUUGAUAAAGCAGGAUGGCAGAGGUGUACGAAUCCCCGCAGUACUAUGAGAACGAGACAUUAGGAGAACUGGAUCUGACCUAUGAAGAGCCCUCAGACCUCAUACACCUGUAUGAAAACACUGGGCCUGCCAGAAGUGGUGCACCACCACCUCCUCCACCUCUGCCCUCGUGGGCUCCCUCCGUGGAGAGGAGCGGUAGCUUUUCCUCCUCUUCGUCUUCUUCCUCCUCAGACCCGGAGGACAAAGACAACAAAGAGUCAAAAAAUUGGAGUGAUAAGGUGGAGCAAGAGGAAAAAGUUAAGGGGAAGAAAAGCUUCCAUGAUUUGAGCGGGCCACCAGGGGGGGACGUGGAUGGCAGAAAGUUAUCAUGCAGUUCCUCUUCUUCCUCCUCUUCAUCAUCAAAAAGCUCCGACAAUGAGGUCACACUUUUUAUCAAGGCUGGCAGUGAUGGAGAAAGCAUUGGAAACUGUCCAUUCUCCCAACGACUUUUCAUGAUCCUCUGGUUGAAAGGUGUCGUCUUUAACGUCACUACUGUUGACCUCAAGAGGAAACCAACGGACCUUCACAACCUGGCACCAGGAACACACCCGCCCUUCCUCACCUUCCAGGGGGAGGUACUGACCGAUGUCAACAAAAUUGAAGAGUACCUGGAGGCAAAGCUGACUCCACCAAAGUAUCCAAAACUGGCAGCAAAGAACCAUGAAUCCAACACAGCAGGAAACGACGUGUUCGCCAGGUUCUCGGCUUAUGUAAAGAACACCAGACCAGAUAAACACAGAGAUUUAGAGAAGAGUCUGAACAAGGCUUUGUCUAAACUGGACGAGUAUCUGAUGAAUCCACUACCUGAGGAGGUCCAGGGGGGGCGCCACAACGGGAAAGGUGAAAGUACUCGCAAAUAUCUGGACGGAGAUGAGCUGACAUUGGCCGACUGCAACCUUCUACCUAAACUUCAUGUUGUCAAGGUAGUGGCAAAGAAAUACAGAAAGUAUGACAUCCCGUCUGAGUUCAGAGGUGUGUGGCGCUACCUUGGAAACGCCUACGUCCGGGAUGAGUUCAGUAACACGUGCGCAGCAGACAUAGAAAUUGAGCUAGCCUACAAGGACGUAGCUAAAAGGCUGGGGAAGUGAUCUGUCUGAAUGAAAACGUCUUCUAAAUUAUUUUCUAAAUAACAUUAAAAGUCUUCUAAAUAACGUCAUUUUAAAUUUGAUAGAAUUUACUGUAAGAAGACACAUGACUAACUGCAAGUAUAACUCUGAAUAACACACACGUACUUCAGCUGUUAUUAAUGGAAAAACAACAGCACAACACUACAACACAAUCAUUUGUGUAGUUCUGUUGCGUUACAAUUAAAUUGAAAAAACUAUGCAUGAUCUUGAUGAACAAAUCAGUGUUGGAGCAUUAUCUCAUCAGCUCCAGAUUUUAGAUUUAGCUUAGCAUUAGCUGUUAUCUAGCUAAACACCAGUACAUUGCUCAUAAACAGUCCAAUUUGGCUAUAAAUCAAUAAAAUGUUGUAAUUGCUAAGUAUGCUAACAGUUUAGUAGCAAAACUAGCACAUUUCAGAUACAUACUUUAUUUAAAAAGCAAUACAACGGCUAACUACUAUAGCUAGCCGCUUUUUGACAGAUUGACCGCAGCCAUUAUCCAUGUUUAGCAGCAAAAAUACGAUGAUGAAGUUGUUUGUAAAAACUUGUUGAAAUUUUAGAAAAAUGUAAACUGAUAUCAAUGGCUAAAACAAGAAGGACAAAACAAGAUCACUUCAGAUGUAAUUAGGAAUGUAAUUUUUAUCAAUUGGUGAGACACACUGCUUUGCCUUUACUUUUUUAAAUAUACAGUGUAUAUAUAUAUAUAUAUAUAUAUAUAUAUAGUAUAUCACUGUACAGUAAAUGAUUUACAUUUUAACAUGUAUAUGAAUUAUUUGUCAUGGAAUGAUUUUUCUGUGUGAAUCUGUAUGAUAAUCAUUAAUAUAAAUCUGUAAGAGCAGAAUGCAGCAGAACAUAGAUUACAUGCUUGAUGAUGACUAUAGAACCAUAAACCCAUGGCGUAUAUUUGAAUAAUAAAUUUAUUUUCUCAGAGUCUGAGCCUGAAAACCUUUUUGUAAUUCUGUUUGAUGACAAUGUGAAUUCAAGACUAAAGGAAAACAUUUUUUUUAUUUUUCUACUGAAUUAUUUGUCAAUACAAAGUUCAGCCAAAAAUAAUGCCAAAUUAUACAGCUUGUGUAUACAGCCAAAACAACUACUGGUUAAAUUAAAUUUUAGCCGCUCAAAAGAGGAUAAACAUAAAGAAAAAAGUAAUCAACACAAUAGUAAGAGAUAUAAUGGAUAUUGAUAUAUUUCAAAUCC
This is a messenger RNA of Cynoglossus semilaevis (tongue sole), 2780 nucleotides long. RefSeq names its product chloride intracellular channel protein 5-like. The transcript is spliced from 7 exons. Bases 456 to 1568 code for a protein of 370 amino acids. NCBI's taxonomy places the organism in Eukaryota, Metazoa, Chordata, Actinopteri, Pleuronectiformes, Cynoglossidae. The record is from RefSeq and is a predicted model, not a curated record.